Caenorhabditis elegans is the source of this 1392-nucleotide messenger RNA. It is a transcript of the gene lron-12, whose product is annotated as eLRR (extracellular Leucine-Rich Repeat) ONly. NCBI's taxonomy places the organism in Eukaryota, Metazoa, Nematoda, Chromadorea, Rhabditida, Rhabditidae. The record is from RefSeq and is marked reviewed. The coding region runs from base 67 to 1263 and encodes 398 amino acids. The transcript is spliced from 6 exons.
AUUGAUCUCUGAUGAUUUUGUUGUUAGGAACGACGUGUUAAUGCUAUUCAUUCGAAUAAUACUCAAAUGAAUCUUUUUUCCGAUGUGCAAAAAUUCAACAUUUUUAUUUGGAAACUAUUGAUUUUAUUUCAUUUUUUGAAAUAUUCAAAUGCCCUCCGAGACACUUGUCCGAUGGGAUGCCAAUGCGAUGAGGACAAGCAACAGGUGACAUGUGAAGGGCAACAAGUUGUAACUCUACCUGACAGGCUUCCGUCUGGAUAUGAAAGCCUCGUCAUCAGAAACUCUUCUGUCCGAACAAUUGAGAAAAAUUCGUUUCGAAAAAUGGAAAAGUUGAUGCAAAUUGAAUUUGAGAAUAAUCCGAAUCUUGGAACAAUUGAGAAAUUGGCAUUUAAGGGGCUGAAGAAGAUUAGACUAAUAAAAUUCACCACCUGCCCCGGAUUAACAGAACUCCAGAAGAACGCAUUCAGUGGAAUUCAAAAUCAAAUGGGUCUCAAGAUAAUUUUCGAAAAAACUCCGAUUCAUCGAAUCGACGGGCACACAUUCCGAAAUGCACAAAAUAUUCGAGAGCUGACAAUUUCUGGAGAAGAAUUGGCUCUUUCUAGGCACUGUUUUGCAAAUAUCAAUCAGCUCGAUUUUCUCACUGUUUCCGGAGUUGUGCUCAUUGAGCCCGAGAUAUUCACAAAUUCGACGCGUUUCCACGUGGUUCACUUUAAAAACUCUCAGUUCGACAUUCCACCGAGCACAUUUAGCACCUUGUCACAUACAUCUCAUCUUCUGAUAGAACACAGCAAAGUUCCUUCUAUAGCACCCGAUGCAUUUUCCGGCCUAACAACGAUCCAAGUAAUUGAACUACACGCCUGCCAACUUGGAACAAUUUCUGCACGAGCAUUUGCCAAUGUUGAGAAUCUGGGAGAACUUAAAAUAUUGAGAAAUACAAUCGGAGACUUGGAUACAUCUGAAUCAAUUAUGUCAAGAGCACUUAAAACAAGAAUAGAAGAGAAUACAUUGGAGUGUAGUUGUGGGAUGAAAUGGAUGACUAGUGUUGAGGAGAUGUCUGACAUCAACUUCUGUAGUACAACUGCAUCAUUCCGCUCGAUUCGUUCAUUUAUCAAAGCAAAAUGUCUCAAUCCAUCACAAGAAAUUUCAAGAAAAACGAAUCAUCUUCCAUCAAUCUCUUCUUUUUCUUCUUCUUCUAUUGUAAAUUUCUAUUUUUUAUCACUUGUAUGGUAUUUCUCGGUACGGUUUUUUGUAUUUAGAAUAUAGAAUUUUGAUAGUACUUUUUUUGGAAACUAUGAUCUCAAUCAGAGAGCUUAAGUUUUGAAUGUUUUUAAACAUUUCUGCAAAAUAUAUUCACAUUGCUAUACAUAUCUGAAAUAAAUUUUUUGUUAUUUU